AUGAAAUCCCUGGCCAUUUUCUUCUCUCGAGCAGGAGGCGCCGACCAGAAUCCGGAACUCAUUCGUAGCCGAAAUGGUGAGACUAGCGGCGGAGGAGCGGCGGCGACGGCGACGGCGCCGACAGACGGAGAAACGGCUCCGUAUGGAGAGAGGGAAGCGAUUGCGGCAGUUGGUGACGAGGAUAGGGACGAGAGGUCGUCGCCUGGCGAGGGGGAGAAUAAGCGAGAAUUGAUGGACAAGCCCCCGUCCGAUGACGUCUGCCCUAUAUGUUUCGGGAACUUUGAUGUCCCGUGCCGAGCUCCUUGCGGUCACUGGUACUGCGGGGGUUGUAUUCUGCAGUACUGGAACUUUAGCGCCGCACUGAGGCCGUGCAAGUGUCCCAUGUGUUCACAGCUUAUAACGAAGUUGACACCGGAGGCAUCAUUUUGUAACAGACGUGAACUGGAAAUUAUUAAGGUUCUACGCAAUGUUGGGGACUAUAACCGCUUGUUUGUGGGAGGCGUAUGCGGAUUUAUGCUGAAAUUUCUUGCUAUUCCAUUGUUUAUGAAGAGAAUGUUCCGUGAGAUGUUGAAUCCUGACAGACCUGGUCUUUAUCUCCAUGAAAUGCGAGUGCUUGCAUUGUUCCUUGGAGUCCUCUACUCACUCACCCCCUUUGAUUUCCUCCGAAUAGGCCAUCGGAAUAUCAUAGAUGUGUUUGACUACUCUGCCUUUGCUCUCUCGUUUGUGUUCUACCUAGUCGGGGCAUACCUUCGCAGAAGGCGCAGGAGAAAUGUUAGGGAGUUAAUCGACGUGCAAGAGGCAAACUUGGUCGUGUCGAGCAGCCAGAAUUUCCUGUAG
This is a messenger RNA of Striga hermonthica, 837 nucleotides long. The record is from the annotation of a GenBank genome assembly. Lineage: Eukaryota; Viridiplantae; Streptophyta; Magnoliopsida; Lamiales; Orobanchaceae.